Molecule: messenger RNA, 414 nt
Organism: Hevea brasiliensis (rubber tree)
Lineage: Eukaryota; Viridiplantae; Streptophyta; Magnoliopsida; Malpighiales; Euphorbiaceae
Exons: 2
Coding region: 1-414 (137 amino acids)
Source: RefSeq, a predicted model, not a curated record
AUGAAACACAUGCCUAGAGCUCAAAACCAGAUGGCUGAUGCUCUAGCCACGCUGGCAUCCUUAUGGGAGAAGGGUGAUCAUAAGCUGACCCUGCCAGUUAUCCUGAUGAGGAGUAGAAUCCCAUGCUAUGAAGGGUUAAUAAUAGCACAUUUAGAUCUAGAAGAUGAGAUGAAAUGGUAUGAGGACAUAAGAAGAUAUUUAGAGGUAAGAGAAUACCCACAGUCAGCCAAUAGUAGGGAUAGAGCUACAAUUCGUAGAUUAGCCACUCAGUUCACUUUGGCUGGGGGGCAACUCUACAAAAGGUUCUUCGAUGGACUAUUGCUCUUGUGUGUGACAAAAAAGCAGUCUGAGCAGAUAAUGGAGGAAGUACAUGAAGGAGUGUGUGGUCCUCACAUGAACGGAAGGAUGCCAUGA